AUGUUUUAUAUCAUUGGGUUGGGCCUCGGUGAUCCGGAAGAUAUAACCGUGAAGGGAUUGAAUGUAAUUAAACAAUGCGAUCGUGUUUACUUGGAAUCGUAUACGUCGAUUUUGUGCUGUGGACAAGAAAAAUUGGAAGAAUUUUAUGGCAGAAAACUAAUUUUGGCCGAUCGAGAAAUGGUAGAGCAACGGGCUGAUGAAAUUCUGGACGGAGCCGACAGUGGAGCGAUUGCGUUUUUGGUGGUUGGUGAUCCGUUCGGGGCUACCACUCAUACCGACCUGUUGCUUCGAGCGAAGGAAAAGGGCAUCCAAACGUCUGUAGUUCACAACGCGUCCAUCAUGAAUGCCGUAGGGUGCUGCGGAUUACAGCUGUACCAUUUCGGCGAGACCGUAUCCAUUCCCUACUGGGACGACAAUUGGAAACCGGACAGUUUUUACGAUAAGAUUACCGCUAACCUAGAACACGGCCUACAUACGCUGUGCCUAUUGGACAUCAAAGUAAAGGAGCCUACGCUGGAGUCGCUGAUGAAGAAGAAACGCGAAUACAUGCCGCCCCGGUUUAUGUCGGUGAGCGAAGCGGCUAGGCAGCUUUUGGAAGUUGUUGAGAAAAAAGCUUCACGCGAUGGCGACACGGGGUCAUCGAGCGAACACAAACUCAACGCAAAUUCGCUAAUUGUUGGUCUUGCCCGGGUGGGCCAUGAAAGCCAGAAAAUUGUAGCCUGUCCAUUGAGAGAGAUGGAACACAUCGAUUUAGGGCCCCCCUUGCACUCUCUAAUCAUUCCAAACGGACGCCUGCAUCCUUUGGAGACAGAAUUUCUUCAGCAGUUCGCCGAAUUGGAACUUCAGAAAGAUUAA
Molecule: messenger RNA, 855 nt
Organism: Anopheles nili
Lineage: Eukaryota; Metazoa; Arthropoda; Insecta; Diptera; Culicidae
Gene: Dph5
Product: diphthine methyl ester synthase
Exons: 2
Coding region: 1-855 (284 amino acids)
Biological process (GO): protein histidyl modification to diphthamide
Molecular function (GO): diphthine synthase activity
Source: RefSeq, a predicted model, not a curated record